AUGUACAGUACCUGCAAAGGCUUAUAGCCGCGAUACUUAUACAUAUAUCUAUAUCGACAGUGCCUAGCAGCCGCGGGUAUACAGUAAUCCACUUAAGCAUAUUGGAUCACACUCGUUUGGAAUUAAAUUUCGAGCAAAGUUUCUUUCUUCUUUUGCUUCUCUUCGUCGGAGAUAGAGACCGGAUAAAGAUCGACAUUUACCUCUCUCGCGAUAGAGCGGCCUAUUUGAGUGUGUGUACUUCAAAAAUACCAUGAGUCUCGUAACAUCAAGCAAUUUCGUGUUCUGUUUUUUUGAAAUCGAUCUGCCAAUCGUAUCGACCAAUUUUUAUAAAAUGAAGAAUUUGACAAGAAAUCAUGAUCUCCUCAUUUCGAUUGAUUCGUAGCACUUGAAAAGUACCUAAACGUAUUUAAUUUUUGAGAAAUUGAAUUAAUCACUUGCAAGAUAUUGUGUCUAAGUAUAUAGUUUCAAAAGUGUCAACAUUGAAGGGAACUAUGUUAAAUAUCUUCACCCGCCAAAGACAACAUUACAACAUCAAUAAAUAAAAUCACAUCAAGAUCUGCUGUCUAAAAGAGAGAUUUGAUCUGCAUACCUAUGAAAUCUAAAUUCGAGUCUCAAAUAUUUAAGUGAAGAAACUGCUUCUGCAAGAGAGAUAGAAAAUCGCAUUGGAAGCAUCAAGAGAUAACUUCACUGCUACGAGUUAAGAAGAAUAAUUUAUUUAUCUUGCAUUGCAAGAAUUACAAGAAAGAGUUACCAGUAUUGAAAUAAAAAAAACAAACUUCAAAAAUGGCAGGUAUCGAUAACGACCUAGAAGAAGUUAUGGGACACUUGGGGGAGUUCGGAAAAUAUCAACUAUUUCAAUUCUUACUGCACAUAGUUGGUGCAUUGACUGCUGGCCUCCACAUGUUAACACUUUUGACAGUAGCAGCUGUGCCAGAAACUUAUAUAUGCGUGCCACCAGGUACAAAUCUCAAUGAAACUGUCAUUACGAACGAAACGUUCCUGUUGACUCCAGAAUUAGACAAAUGUUCCUACAAGGAUUCUUAUAAUCAGACGAUGGAGUGUGAUCAGUGGAUCUACGACAGGACUUAUUACGAAUCAUCCAUAGGAAUGGAUUGGAAUUUCGUUUGUACGCGUAGAUGGAUGGGUGCGACCGCACAGUCGGCCUACAUGUUCGGCGUCUUUCUUGGGGCUGUAACAUUGGGAAGUAUGGCUGAUAAUUAUGGCCGUAAAAUAAUAUUUUACGUGUCUUCGGUGGCUCAACUUAUCCUUGGAGUAUCGGUUGCGUUCAUACCUGAAUAUUAUUCAUUUGUCUUGGUCCGAUUUUUGUACGGAUAUUUCGGAUCAGCCGGAGCAUAUAUUACUGGUUUUGUUUUGAGUAUGGAACUCGUUGGGGCUUCAAAGAGAACAUUUUGCGGAUUAAUGUUCCAAUUAGCAUUUGCUGUUGGUUUCAUGUUAGUUGCUGGCUGGGGAGCUGUAAUUAAAAACGCAACAUAUCUGCAGGUUGUAUACGGCAUGCACAGUGCUUUACUAUUAGGUCACUGGUGGCUGAUGGAUGAAUCUCCUCGGUGGCUUUGGGCUCAAGGUCGCAUUCGCGAGUCCUUAACCAUUGUUCAAAAAGCACUAAGAAUGAACGGCAGUACAGUUAUAUUGGACGUUGAAAAAUACACUUCUAAGGGCAAAAUAAAAGAAAUCAAUGAUGACGAAAAAGCCCAUAGUGGAUUUGACCUUUUAAGAACACCUAAUCUGCGGAAUAAAACUUUGAACGUUUGCUUCAACUGGUUCGCUAAUUCUAUAGUCUACUAUGGUCUAUCGCUAAAUACAAAAAGUCUGCCGGGUAAUCCUUAUUUAAUGAUGUUCCUGAGUGGAUUAGUCGAGGUCCCAAGUUAUAUAUUCGUUUGCUUGGUCAUGGAUCGUUGGGGUCGAAGAAGUCUCAUAAGUGGAUUGAUGUUGAUCGGAGGAGUGUGUUGCGUGUUCGCGUCAGCUUUCUCCGAAGAAGAUAGUUUUAUAUUGAAAAUUACAGUAUCUUUGAUCGGUAAAGCAUGCAUCGCUGGAUCCUUCGCCAUAAUUUACAAUUACACGGCUGAACUAUUCCCCACGGUAUUGAGGAACACUGCCUUAGGAGUCGGUUCAAUGUGCGCGAGAUUGAGCGGCGCCAUCACACCUUUAUUGAUGCUUUUGGACUUUUUGGAUCCAAAGGUCCCAGCCACGGUUUUUGGAAUUAUCGCACUGGGAUCAGGAUUUACAGCGCUUUGGUUGCCUGAAACCCUCAACAAACCCAUGCCUGAAACGCUUGAAGAUGGCGAAGAGUUUGGUAAGGGCGACACAUGCUUUUCCAGUUGCUGCAAUCAACGAGUUGUUGACAAACGAAGUUAUCAAGUGGCAUUGGAAAAAAUGGGUGGAAACGCCUUUGAAAGUGGCGAUUCAAAGGCUUGAGUCCAGUUAUGUUAGACUAUUAGUCUAAGUUAUAACUAUUGAAAACUUUUAAUUCCAAUUCGCGAUAUUCUUUUGUAAUUUCAAAAGUAUAUUUAACGAUAAAAAUUAUGGAAAAAUGAGUGGAAAUCACGCAUAAUAUGUAAAUAUAUGAAGUUGCCUAUUCCAUUAUAAUUACGAUAGAAAAUAAGUUUUUCUGUAAGAUUGAUAUACCGUAUCAAGUACUGCAUUCCUGAUCGUAGUGGAAAGGCACGUGUUAUUUUUUUGUACGUAAAAUCCGUAUUUUUUAUGAGUAUGAUUUUGACGAGUCUUUAACUUUAUAGAACAAUUUUUUUAUGAAACUCAUCCUUUUUCUAAUAUAAAAAAGUUUACGACUUUUGCAUGUUGUAAGAAAUCAGACAAAUCCUCAAAUGUAAUAAUUAUUUUUAACAAUCGUUGUUUAUAUAUUCGUUAUUAUAAUUAAUAAAAAAUCGUUAUUAUAAUUAAAACUAAGUUUGUGUUUACCAACAGUUUAUAAUUAGUAUUAAAAAAGUUGGUUAUUGAGGAGCAUGUAUAAUGUGUAUAAGUGUGUUUAUAAAAGUUAAUACUUUUGACCAAAAUCUUACAAAUUCUCAAAUAUAAAACGAGUUAUUUAUUUGUUCUCAUUGCAAUACUACUUACGUAUUGUCAUCAAUGAAAUUAAUUUUUGAAGAUGAAGAAUAUAAAUUGUUUUAUACAUCACCAAAAAUUGUUAAAUAUUUACG
Messenger RNA from Trichogramma pretiosum, 3173 nucleotides. Its product is annotated as organic cation transporter protein. The transcript has 3 exons. Gene Ontology annotation, cellular component: membrane. The record is from RefSeq and is a predicted model, not a curated record. Gene Ontology annotation, molecular function: transmembrane transporter activity. Bases 784 to 2433 code for a protein of 549 amino acids. Lineage: Eukaryota; Metazoa; Arthropoda; Insecta; Hymenoptera; Trichogrammatidae. Gene Ontology annotation, biological process: transmembrane transport.